Messenger RNA from Galeopterus variegatus (Sunda flying lemur), 1931 nucleotides. RefSeq names its product lymphocyte antigen 6 complex, locus E (gene LY6E). Gene Ontology annotation, molecular function: acetylcholine receptor inhibitor activity. The record is from RefSeq and is a predicted model, not a curated record. The transcript has 3 exons. NCBI's taxonomy places the organism in Eukaryota, Metazoa, Chordata, Mammalia, Dermoptera, Cynocephalidae. The coding region runs from base 532 to 1206 and encodes 224 amino acids.
UCUGAACCCCAGCUGGUCACCUUCCAAAUUCUUUUCCCACCCGGUGCCAUGGGUCCCUGCCCAAGGGGGGCUGGUUCCUGAUGCACUGAGCAGCACCACAGACUCAUGUGGCUGAGGCUCCCUGUGCCUGCUCCUGCUGGUGUGGCCAGUAGCACCCACAGAGCUUCCGCUCUCUGAGCCGGUUCCCAGCCACAGAAUGGGGAAUCGCAGACACCCAAGGGUGCUUGUCUUCAGUGUUGAAUAACAUGAAGGAUGGGAGGCACCCCGCCUGCCACCCCCACACGAAGCUGCCCUGGCAGGCGAGUGCCCAGCUAGAGGGGAGUCACGCCCCCAGCCCAGUUCCUGGAUGCAGAUCAGCUAAUGUCAUUACUGGUCGCCAUUUCUCCACCCCCAUGACCCCAGGCAGGAGCACUCCCUCAGCCACCUUUUCUGUAUGAUUCUGCGAACACUGAGGAGUCGCCUCAUCUGGACUCUAGUGCGCCUCGCCCCCAGGUUUGGUGAGGGGUAUCCACUAGAAAGUGCUUGCACUGAAUGAUGGGUGGGUUAGGAAAGACGCAGAAAACCCUAUGUGUCCUGGCCCCGCUGCUGAACGCUGGCAGGUUCCCCUCCCCUCUGUAUGCCCAUCUAAACAGUGGGGGCACGUGGCCCAUCGGGAAGAGCGAGGCACUGCCUGGCCCCAAAGCCUGGCACUGGUCUGAACCAAGAUCCUGGGUGUGGGACGGGCAGCCUGGACCUCUAACAAGCUGUCUCUACAGAGCAAGACAGGCUCCUUGCCUUUUCGAGCCCCUGGACGGGACGUCUGUCCCCUUCAGAAUGAAGGUCUUCUUGCCGGUGCUGCUGGCUGCCCUUCUGGGUGUGGAGCGAGCCCACUCCCUGAUGUGCUUCUCUUGCACGAAUCAGCAAAGCAAUUUCUACUGCCUGAAGCCGACCAUCUGCUCUGACUCGGACAACUACUGUGUGACCAUAUCUGCUGCCGCUGGCAUUGGGAAUGUUGUGGACUUCGGCCACACCCUGAACAAGGGCUGCUCCCCAGUCUGCCCCGGCCCAAGCGUCAAUCUCGGUGUGGCGUCCGUGGGCACCCACUGCUGCCAAAGCUUCCUCUGCAACUUCAGUGCAGCCGACGGUGGGCUGCGGGCCAGCGCCACCCUGCUGGGCCUUGGGCUGCUGUUCAGCCUGCUGCCGGCUCUGCUGCGGCUGGGCCCCUGACCAUUUGGACCCUGUGCCUCCCACACUCCCCCCAGCUCAGGAAGGAAAGCCCAGCCCCUCCCAGAUCCCUGGAGGUUAUCAGAGCCUCCUCACUGUGCCUGAUCCCACCCCCUUGGCCCUGGGUCCCCAAGGCCAGGCCCACCCCCUGCCCCUGUCCCAAGUGGGGCCAGCUGCCCUCAUUUCCCUGGUCAAUAAUGUGACCUUCCUUGGGGGACCAGUGAAAGGAUGAGAGUCCCCCUGGAGGCUUAGGUCCCGGGAUCAGGACUGGUCCCUUGGACACACUGGGAGGGCCACCUAAGCCUCAGGUGUCAUUGGCACUGGCAAAGCUGUGCCAGAUGGCGGGGGAGGGAGUCUUGUGUAUGGGGUGGUCUGUGGUCGUGGGUGCCAGCCAUGCUCAGCCAUGUGGGUGGGUGGGCCGCACUGUGUGUGUGGGAGUGUGAGGCCCUGUCUGAGCUGCAUUUGGGGGACUGUGGCGGGUCAGAGUCCCUGGUCCAGCACCAGCAGCCUGGAGAGCCCUGAACCCCCUCGGAGCCCUGUUCCCUGGCAUUUCUGCACCCAUGUUGUACUCACUGCAACGGGGGUCUUUGGGGGGCCUGGGGUUCUGCCGCCACCAGGUCCAGGCUCCCACCCCCAAAUCCAGCUGAGCCCCCGCCCCCUCCCCCAGCCCCACACUGGAGCCCUCCUGCUGCUUUGGUGCCUCAAAUAAACACAGACUUCCCCCCCUU